GCGAAGUUAUCGCUUCGAGUAAAUAUCACAAAAUUUUUCAAGUGUUCGAUUUUUCCGCUCAGUCGGGUUUGAUUCUGCCCAUUAUGCGGCAGGUUAAGUCGCUCUCAAAUUCGCAAAGAAGAUUCGUGCCUGUGGGGAAUUUGGACAAGUUGUGAGUGCUCCAUUUCGAUUUGUCAUCCAACUCGUGCCUUAUAGUAACCGGAAUUGAAACUGGCUGAUGAUGAGCAACGAAGCAAAUUCCACUUCAAAUGGUUAUGCAUCAACGACGUUAGCUGCCGACUCAGCAGUUCACAGGUCUACUGAAGAAAUAGAAAUUCCCGUACCGUGGGGCACUGUAGCUGGCAAAUGGUGGGGCUCACGACAGAAACAACCAGUGCUGGCUCUACAUGGAUGGCAGGACAAUGCGUGCACCUUCGAUCGUUUGUGUCCACUGCUCCCGGAUGACAUACCGAUUCUGGCCAUCGAUCUACCCGGCCACGGUAAAUCUUCACACUAUCCAAAGGGAAUGCACUACUACAUUUUCUGGGAUGGUAUUUCAUUGAUUCGACGCAUCGUGAAGUAUUUCAGAUGGAGCAGAAUUUGGUUGCUCGGACAUUCACUUGGUGGUGCGCUGAGUUUUAUGUAUGCAGCGGCAUUUCCGGACGACGUGGAAGGUUUUAUCAGUAUUGACAUUGCGGGCCCACCAGCCCGUGACCAUCGGAAACAGGCGGCCAACUUGGGUGAAAGUAUUGACAGAUUUCUGCGCUAUGAAACGCUCCCGGAAUCGAAAACGCCCUGCUAUAAGUAUGACGAUGCUAUCGAUGUGGUGGUAGCGGCUUACGAUGGUUCGGUAGAUCUACAAUCGGUGGAAGUGAUGAUGCGACGAGGUAUGGCUCCAGCGCCAGCUCAUACCGGCCUGGACGGAUUUUGUUUCUCAAGAGAUUUACGAUUGAAGGUGGCUCUUAUGGGGAUGCUUUCGCUGGAACAGAUCCUCGCAUAUGCUGAGCGUAUCAAAUGUAAAGUGCUCAAUAUUCGGGCGGUACCUGGACUGCAUUUCGAUAAUCCCGCUUACUAUCCCAGCGUGAUCGAGACUAUGAAGAAAUCUGCUAGCAAGGUUGUUUAUGUAGAGAUUCCAGGAACCCAUCAUCUUCAUUUAGUUACUCCCGAGCGGAUAACUCAGCAUGUGACUGAUUUUCUUCUGGAUAGAAACUAAUAACUUUCAAAGUGUACAAAAUGUAGCUUAAAAUAAUCAAGCCGUACCUAUCUGCACAGCAUUUUACCCGUUAUCUGUAUUUAUACCUACUUGUUGAUACACAGCGCACCCAAUAAGGUCUAUAUUCUCCGUUGAGCGGAUCUUCUCAGUAGAAGUUAAAUAAGACAUGUGAUCGCACUAUGCUGCCGCUUAAGCGAACUAGCAAAACUGUACCCUAAAUUAGACACAAUAAAAUAUAUCAAGAUGGGAAAAGAAAAAGUGCUUGGUGAGAUUUGACAGAUAUGUACGUUUUAGAAGUUAGAAGCAACAGAACUAAGAAAAAAGUUGUGAUAUAUUUUUGUACAUAUUCUUUACAGCAGUUAAUACACUUUUGUAUAUUGUAA
Topomyia yanbarensis is the source of this 1575-nucleotide messenger RNA. RefSeq names its product probable serine hydrolase. The record is from RefSeq and is a predicted model, not a curated record. The coding region runs from base 218 to 1192 and encodes 324 amino acids. NCBI's taxonomy places the organism in Eukaryota, Metazoa, Arthropoda, Insecta, Diptera, Culicidae. The transcript has 4 exons.